AGAUGGCUGCGCACAAGUCACGUUUGUCACAUGUUUCUGCGGAGAGGAACUCGCAAUGACGGGAUGACAGUGACUGCUGCUUCUCCAGUGAGAGCCUGAAGACAGUGACUUUUCUCACCAUGAGUAUCACCCCCGAGGUCAAGAGUCGGGGGAGGAAGUUUGCUGAGGAGCAGUUGCUAAAGCAUGGAUGGACUCAAGGCAAAGGCCUGGGCCGGAAGGAGAAUGGUAUCACCCAGGCCCUCAGGGUGACCCUGAAGCAGGACACUUAUGGGGUGGGACACGACCCUGCCAAGGAGUUCACAAAUCACUGGUGGAAUGAUCUGUUCAACAAGACUGCAGCCAACUUGGUGGUGGAAACUAGGCAGGAUGGAGUACAGAUAAGACGUCUGUCUGAGGAGACCACCCGUCAGGAUCACACCAAGCCCAACUUGCUGUAUCAGAAGUUUGUGAAGACGGCCACACUGACUUCAAGUGGGGAGAAGCCAGACAAGGACUGGGAAAGCUGCAGUGAUGACAGCCAGGAGUCCAAGCCUCCGAAUGUGCUGACCGAUGAGAUGCUGCUCCAGGCCUGCGAGGGACGAACAGCACACAAGGCUGCCCGUCUUGGGAUCACAAUGAAAGCUAAGCUUGCUCGCUUAGAGGCCCAGGAGCAGGCCUUCCUGGCUCGGCUCAAAGGCCAGGACCCUGGGGUCCCUCAACUGCAGUCUGAGAGCAAGACCCCCAAGAAAAAGAAAAAGAAAAGGAAGCAGAAAGAGGAGGAAGAGGCUACAGCAACUGAAAGGAGUGCAGAAGAGUACUCAGAACACACUGACGAGAGCAUCAGAAAAAGCAAGAAGAAAAGACGGCAUCAAGAAGAAAGAGUCACAGAUGAGAGAGAGGGCACAGCUACAGAAAAUGAAGAGACCACAAGAACAGGUGGGCUUGGGGAAUUGAAAAACAGAGAGCACAUCGACCGGUCCCUCAGGAAAAAGAAGAGGCAGCACCGUGAAGAGGAGAAGGUGGAGCUGGCGGUCUUAGAUAAUGAGGGAGGCAAGGUGGCUGCCAGUGGAGUUGGGACAGAGGAAGUGGAGAGCAGAGUAUACACUCACCCACGUGGCAGAAGCAAGAAGAGGCGGCAGCAUGAGCAAGAAGACUUGAACACAGAGGAUGAAGAAGUUGAAGAGGCUCUCGUAGACAGUGGGACCAGAGAAGCAGAAAGCACAUCGUGCAGUGAUCAGAAAAGGGGGAGAAGCAAGAAGAAAAGACGGCAGCAUCAGGAGGAGGAAGUCUUGGAUGGACCUGGAGUCAACACUGCCCAGAAAGCAAAGAAGAAACAGAAGAAGAGAGACUGAAGGCCAGGCCACGGCGGGGCCCGACUGACGCCCCUCCAGGAGCUGAGGCCUCGGGCCUGAGCUGACGCAGGUCUUAGGCACCCUCUCAGUGAGGAGUCCCUCCCGAGGAGGAAACAGCCGUGGAACAGCAGUCCGCUGAGAAGAGAGUGGUAGUCCCAUGUCUGAGUCGAGGGAGAGGCAAGUCCCCCUUACAGAAUCUAACCCAGAGAUGGUGAACUCAAGCACCUGCAGGGGCCAGGCAGCUAAGGGACCAGGAUGAGGGGAGCUGUGGCAGUGGGAAUGCAGACAUCUGAAGAGACAUCUUGGCUAAAGAAGCUGAAAAUGUAGAUCUAUGGGAAAUAUACUGAUUUUUUAUUUUGAAGGCUAAGGAAAACAUGCAAAUUCAGCCCAUAGAUUGCCAGUUUCUAACUAUACCAAAUUGAAUAAACAUCAGCUUGG
Messenger RNA from Budorcas taxicolor (takin), 1769 nucleotides. It is a transcript of the gene GPATCH4, whose product is annotated as G-patch domain containing 4. The coding region runs from base 120 to 1331 and encodes 403 amino acids. Gene Ontology annotation, molecular function: nucleic acid binding. NCBI's taxonomy places the organism in Eukaryota, Metazoa, Chordata, Mammalia, Artiodactyla, Bovidae. The transcript has 8 exons. The record is from RefSeq and is a predicted model, not a curated record. Gene Ontology annotation, biological process: regulation of ribosome biogenesis. Gene Ontology annotation, cellular component: nucleolus.